UUGGUAGAGAAUUGUGUCUUGGUCUACAUAAUGCGCUCAAAAAGCAACGCGUAGACUAGUGCUCGGCUAUGAGGGUUGAGGCCUCGAGAGAGAUGGGCAAAGGUAUUUAAAUAGAAGAUGUCUUGGUGUUAUAUAUCUGUUAACCUACCUCGAGUUGAAGCAAUGACGUAUUAUGUGACCAAAAGUACAAUUUGUGAUGGAGCAUGCAGGGUCCUAUGUAGAAGGAUUAAUUUCGAUCCAAAUCAUGGGCUGGUGGCUGAUCAGCCCUCGAGCAGAGGAGUUGGCGGUCCAAAUCCAAUUCCGAAAUUUCUGAUCGAGUUUCAGUUGAGGAGAGCUCCGUCGGUAAGAAUCCCGUAUUGGAUGCGAGGAUGAUUGAUGAUGCUGAUGAUAUCUUGGACCCUUUUUUUGCUUUCUGUUUGUUGCCAAUAUGUCAGAGAGGCCUAUUAUGCCACUAGAGAGAGGCUGGCUAAUAAUCUACCUGCAAGCGAAUUUGAUGAUAGUUGUUGUACCCGAAAGGCUGGGGAUGGCCAUGAUAAGGUUCAAGAAUAGUUGGCAUCGGGGUUUUUUUACAAGGACGGAAAGAUGAUUUUGAUGGU
Molecule: messenger RNA, 596 nt
Organism: Puccinia graminis f. sp. tritici CRL 75-36-700-3
Lineage: Eukaryota; Fungi; Basidiomycota; Pucciniomycetes; Pucciniales; Pucciniaceae
Exons: 1
Coding region: 118-372 (84 amino acids)
Source: RefSeq, a predicted model, not a curated record